Molecule: messenger RNA, 423 nt
Organism: Penicillium paradoxum
Lineage: Eukaryota; Fungi; Ascomycota; Eurotiomycetes; Eurotiales; Aspergillaceae
Product: hydrophobin family protein
Exons: 3
Coding region: 1-423 (140 amino acids)
Cellular component (GO): fungal-type cell wall
Molecular function (GO): structural constituent of cell wall
Source: RefSeq, a predicted model, not a curated record
AUGAAGUUCUUCAUCCCUGCUUUCCUUUUCGCUGCUACCGCCAUGGCUUUGCCUGGCUCCGGCUCUGCCGCUGGCGUUGCUCCCCUUUCCGAGAACGAGGUCGAAAACGCUGUCAACAAGUGCGGUGAUGGUGCUCAGAUGUCUUGCUGCAACAAGAUUAACAAGAAUGAGGGCGUCACCCAGAACAACAUCGGUGUUCUCUCCAACGUCCUCGGUGCCAUUGGCAGCGAGGGUCUUGGUGUUGGCCAGGGUUGCACUCAACUUGACAUUCCCGUCUCCGUUCUCGGUGCUGCCGGUCUGACCGACUUCCUCAAGAAGAACUGCCAACAAAACAUUGCCUGUUGCCAGAACUCCAACUCCCAGGCUAACGGCAAUCUUGUCGGUGUUGCUCUCCCCUGUGUCAGCUUCGGCGGCUUGCUGUAA